AUGAUCAAGGCACAGAAGCAGGAAGUGGAGGUGAUGUUGGUGCCUGAGGUCCAGCCUGCCCUGCCUCCCGCAUGGACUCACCCCCUACCUCAUGGCCCCCACCCACAGGGCAGCAAGGAGCGUUUCCACUGGCAGAGCCACAACGUGAAGCAGAGUGGCGUGGAUGAUAUGGUGCUGCUGCCCCAGAUCACGGAGGAUGCCAUCGUGAACAACCUACGCAAGCGUUUCAUGGAUGACUACAUCUUUACCUACAUUGGUUCUGUGCUCAUCUCAGUGAAUCCCUUCAAGCAGAUGCCCUACUUCACUGACCGCGAGAUCGACCUCUACCAGGGCGCGGCCCAGUAUGAGAACCCACCUCACAUCUACGCCCUCACGGACAACAUGUACCGGAACAUGCUUAUCGACUGUGAGAACCAGUGUGUCAUCAUCAGCGGAGAGAGUGGAGCUGGGAAGACAGUGGCAGCCAAAUACAUCAUGGGUUACAUCUCCAAGGUGUCUGGUGGAGGCGAGAAGGUCCAGCAUGUCAAGGAUAUCAUCCUGCAGUCCAACCCGUUGCUGGAGGCCUUCGGCAAUGCCAAGACCGUGCGCAACAACAACUCCAGUCGCUUUGGAAAGUACUUUGAGAUUCAGUUCAGCCGAGGAGGAGAGCCAGAUGGAGGCAAGAUCUCUAACUUCCUGCUGGAGAAGUCUCGCGUGGUGUCCCAGAACGAAAAUGAGAGGAACUUCCACAUCUACUACCAGCUGCUGGAAGGGGCCUCCCAGGAGCAGCGGCAGAACCUGGGGCUCAUGACCCCCGACUACUAUUACUACCUCAACCAAUCAGACACCUACAAGGUGGAUGGCACUGAUGACAGAAGCGACUUCAGUGAGACGCUGAGCGCCAUGCAGAUAAUUGGGAUCCCCCCGAACAUCCAGCAGCAGGUCGUGCAGCUCGUGGCUGGAAUCCUUCACCUGGGGAACAUCAGCUUCUGUGAAGAGGGAAACUAUGCGCGUGUGGAGAGUGUGGACCUCCUGGCCUUUCCUGCCUAUCUGCUGGGCAUAGACAGCGGGCGGCUGCAAGAGAAGCUCACCAGUCGAAAGAUGGACAGCCGCUGGGGUGGACGCAGCGAGUCGAUUGAUGUUACCCUGAACGUGGAGCAGGCUGCCUACACUCGCGAUGCCCUAGCCAAGGGGCUGUAUGCACGCCUUUUUGACUUCCUGGUGGAGGCCAUCAACCGUGCCAUGCAGAAGCCCCAGGAGGAGUACAGCAUUGGUGUGCUUGACAUCUACGGUUUCGAGAUCUUCCAGAAAAACGGCUUCGAGCAGUUCUGCAUCAACUUCGUCAACGAGAAGCUGCAGCAGAUCUUCAUCGAGCUCACUCUGAAGGCCGAGCAGGAGGAGUAUGUACAGGAAGGCAUCCACUGGACCCCCAUCCAGUACUUCAACAACAAAGUCGUCUGCGACCUCAUCGAGAACAAGCUGAACCCACCGGGCAUCAUGAGCGUGCUGGACGACGUGUGUGCCACCAUGCACGCCACAGGGGGUGGCGCCGACCAGACGCUGCUGCAGAAACUGCAGGCGGCCGUGGGCACCCACGAGCACUUCAACAGCUGGAGCUCCGGCUUCGUCAUCCAUCACUAUGCCGGCAAGGUCUCUUAUGACGUCAAUGGCUUCUGCGAGAGGAACCGGGAUGUCCUCUUCUCUGACCUCAUAGAGCUGAUGCAGACCAGUGAGCAGGCCUUCCUUCGGAUGCUCUUUCCUGAGAAGCUGGACACAGACAAGAAGGGUCGUCCCAGCACAGCCGGCUCCAAGAUCAAGAAACAAGCCAACGACCUGGUGACCACCCUGAAGAAGUGCACACCGCACUACAUCCGCUGCAUAAAGCCCAAUGAGACCAAGAAACCGCACGACUGGGAGGAGAGCAGGGUCAAGCACCAGGUGGAGUACCUGGGUCUGAAGGAGAACAUCCGGGUUCGCAGGGCCGGCUUCGCCUACCGCCGCCAGUUCGCCAAAUUCCUUCAGAGGUACGCCAUCCUGACCCCUGAGACGUGGCCGCGGUGGCGUGGGGAUGAGCGCCAGGGUGUCCAGCACUUGCUCAGGGCAGUCAACAUGGACCAAGACCAGUACCAGAUGGGCAGUACCAAGGUCUUCAUCAAGAACCCAGAGUCGCUUUUUCUCCUGGAGGAGAUGCGAGAACGCAAGUUCGAUGGCUUUGCGCGGACCAUCCAGAAGGCCUGGCGGCGCCACGUUGCUGUCCGGAAGUACGAGGAGAUGCGGGAGGAAGCCUCCAGCAUCCUGCUUAACAAGAAGGAACGCAGGCGGAACAGCAUCAACAGGAACUUCGUCGGGGACUACCUGGGGCUGGAGGAGCGGCCUGAGCUGCGCCAGUUCCUGGGCAAGAGGGAGCGCGUGGACUUCGCUGACUCAGUCACCAAGUAUGACCGCCGCUUCAAGCCCAUCAAGCGGGACUUGAUCCUGACCCCCAAAUGUGUGUAUGUGAUCGGGCGGGAGAAGGUGAAGAAGGGGCCUGAGAAGGGCCAGGUGCGAGAGGUCCUGAAGAAGAAGCUGGAACUCCAGACCCUGCGAGGAGUCUCCCUCAGCACCCGGCAGGACGACUUCUUCAUCCUCCAAGAGGACGCGGCCGACAGCUUCCUGGAGAGCAUCUUCAAGACCGAAUUUGUCAGCCUUCUGUGCAAGCGCUUCGAGGAGGCGGCACGGAGGCCCCUGCCCCUCACCUUCAGUGACACACUACAGUUCCGGGUGAAGAAGGAGGGUUGGGGUGGAGGCGGUACCCGCAAUGUCACCUUCUCCCGAGGUGCUGGUGACGUGGCCAUGCUCAAGGCUAGCAGCCGGACCCUCACUGUCAGUGUGGGCGAUGGGCUGCCCAAGAGUUCCAAACCUACUCGGAAGGGAGUAGCCCAGGGGAAACCUCGAAGGUCAGCCCAGGCCCCUGCCCGGACAGCCCCUGGACACCCAAGAGGCCUGGAACGAAAUGGGGCGCCCCCAUCAGCCAGAGGGGGCCCCCUGGCCCUGGAACUCACGUCUAGUCGGAGCUCCCAGCAGCCUCGCCAGGGCCCUCCAGCCUCAGCUUUGAGGGCCAGCAGACGUCCCAGGGCACGGCCCCCUUCAGAACACAACACAGAAUUCCUCAACGUGCCUGACCAGGGUGUGGCCGGCAUGCAGAGGAAACGCAGUGUGGGGCAGCGACCAGUGCCCGGUGUGGGCCGGCCUAAGCCCCAGCCUCGCGUGCAUGGCCCGCGGUGCCGGGCGCUGUACCAGUACAUAGGCCAGGACGUGGACGAGCUAAGCUUCAACGUGAAUGAGGUCAUCGAGAUCCUCAUGGAAGAUCCCUCAGGCUGGUGGAAGGGCCGGCUGCAUGGCCAGGAGGGCCUCUUCCCCGGAAACUAUGUAGAGAAGAUCUGA
Elephantulus edwardii (Cape elephant shrew) is the source of this 3402-nucleotide messenger RNA. RefSeq names its product myosin IF (gene MYO1F). Gene Ontology annotation, molecular function: actin filament binding; ATP binding; microfilament motor activity. The record is from RefSeq and is a predicted model, not a curated record. NCBI's taxonomy places the organism in Eukaryota, Metazoa, Chordata, Mammalia, Macroscelidea, Macroscelididae. The coding region runs from base 1 to 3402 and encodes 1133 amino acids. The transcript has 27 exons. Gene Ontology annotation, biological process: vesicle transport along actin filament; actin filament organization. Gene Ontology annotation, cellular component: plasma membrane; vesicle; myosin complex.